Protopterus annectens (West African lungfish) is the source of this 2419-nucleotide messenger RNA. RefSeq names its product spermatogenesis associated 16 (gene SPATA16). Lineage: Eukaryota; Metazoa; Chordata; Ceratodontiformes; Protopteridae. The record is from RefSeq and is a predicted model, not a curated record. Gene Ontology annotation, molecular function: protein binding. Bases 210 to 1991 code for a protein of 593 amino acids. The transcript is spliced from 11 exons. Gene Ontology annotation, biological process: spermatogenesis. Gene Ontology annotation, cellular component: Golgi apparatus.
GAAACGGCAGAAGAAAAGGUACAACACAUGUAGUGCUGUGUGUUCUCCCUUACUUCACAGAAGUUUAAGUUAUCAUAGUUUCCGUAGGAAAUGAAAUCCUUAAUAUUUAAGCAAACGGAUCCAAUAUACUGAGACCCAAGACUGUCAGCAAAGAAAACUUAAAAAAUAAAAUUUCUGGAGGCGUUUUGUCUGCUGCCAAGCGUUGGACGAUGACACGACUACUCAUAAAGCGUUACCAAGGUUCUUACGUCGUAAAGCCACUGAAUGGCGACUUCGAGGCUUUAAAUAAAUCAGAUAACUCAUCCUGCAAAAAAGAAUCAGCAACUAACAUUGUCACUGUGUUACGAAACAGUUCUCUUAAGGGAGAUUUGAACAAUACUUUAAAGACCAAAAAUGAGAAAAAUAAAGCAAACGUCUCAGAAACCACAGAAAGGAUUAAAACAGUCCAUGAAGCGGUACUAGGUAACUAUAAACAAACACCUAAAAGUGGAAGAACCAUUGCACAAAAAGGAGAUUGUGCCUUGCAUGAAAUGGAAUCAACACAGCUAAUACAAACUGAAAGUAGUCCUGCUGUAAAGGAAGAUGCAAGAUUAGUACCAUAUAAUGAUUCCCCAUGUAUCCUACCACUACCACUACCACAGAUCUCAAUGAAAAUCAUAAAGGAUGUGGAAACAAAGUUGGUUUAUUCCAAUGAACAGUACAUCUCACAUGAAUUUGCUGAAUCCAAAGCAAGUACUAGUGCACAGUCAAUGCACCAGAAUCUACAGAAGUUACAUUUCACAAGUAAUUUUAAUUCUGGAACGCUGCAGCGUCUUGAUAUGUGGCUUGAAAUGGCUUUAAGUAAGGCCACUUCCUUCUAUACACAGAAAAAGUAUUCACUAGCAGUAGAACAGCUUAAAUCUGCUAUUCAGCUUUGCAGCAAAGGUGCAGUUUCAGGAAAACCAUUUGAUGCCACCCAUGAAGACAUUUGUAAUGUUGCCAGUUUUGCUGAAUCAAAACUUGCAGAAUGUUAUCUUAGAAUGAAGAAACCUUACUUCGCUCUUAACCACUCACACAGGAGCAUCAUACUUAAUCCUCUCUGUUUUCGGAACCAUCUUCGACAAGCUGCAGUAUUCAGAUGCCUUGGUCGUUACAGCGAAGCUGCAAGGAGCACUAUGGUUGCAGACUACAUGUACUUACUCUCAGGAGGGAUGGAUCAGCAGAUGGCCAAGAACAUUAAACUCUACUGGCAGGCUAUGCUAGAGGAAGCAAUUACCCGAUCUGAUGCAUUUUCUGUUAUGUAUACACCAUCUUUAAAAAAGCUUUCCAAAGAAGACAGAGAUCAAAUAACAUAUGAAUUUAAGCAAAGGCACCCUGAUUAUGUGGCCUUCAUAUAUACAGAUCCAGAAGUGGCUCAUAUUCUGCCACAGAAAAUUGAAUGGUCUUCUCAGGUUUGUCAUCACUGUAUCCUAACUAUUGGAUUCAGGAAUAAAGAAGAUGGUAACUUCCUUGAAAUACUGGAUAACAAAACGUCACUAACAUUUGGAGAAGAAAAGCAUCCAUUUCAUCAGCCUACACUAAUUGAAGCUGAAGCAAAUGUGAAAACGUGUAGACAGAAAAUGUGGCCAGUACUUCAUCUUAUUGCUUCAACUAAACUGUUUGUGGGUCCCUCAGUCUGUUCGGGUACAAUUCUGAAGUUGCAAUAUGCAAGUUUUCUCAGCCAAUUAAAGCAUGUUCAGGAACUCUCUGAAGUCAUUAAUCAAGCAAUGGCUGAAAUAGCAACCAUUCCAUAUCUACUGGAUAUCAGUCAAAAGGAUGCUGAUCUACUGCAAGCUCUAAUGGCUGAUGCUAUGGAUGCACUGAAAGGCAAUAGGAUUGAUAAAGACCAUACAUGGAAUAAAAUUCAUAAGAUCACUGUCAUUGAAGACUUCAUAUAUAAUUUAGAAGCAAACUUUUUAAAGGCAAAAGUAGCUAGGAAAUCACGAAGGAAGAUCAGAGAAACUGGACAGUGACUGAAGCAGUGGCAGACGCACAAAUAAUCUAGCAGCUGAAACAAGAAAAAGCCCAAAUGAGGCUGUUCUGUAACUUUUUGUAAAGGAGCUGUUAAACUUAAUUGGACUCAUCUAGGGAAAUACGGACUGAAAAAGAUCAAUAUAUGAUUAUAUUGUUAUUAAUUUGUUGCCUUGUUAUUAUUAAGCGGUUGCAUCUGACAAGUUAUUAUCAGAAAAAUAUUAGAUAUAGUCCAUAAGGUAAUAUAAAAUCAAACAAACUAAAGAGCACAUAAUGAUCAUUAAAAUGCAUUUGUGUCCAGCUGGCAAGAUUUACCAAAAAAAGUUAAUUAAUAAUUGAAAUAGCUGUGGCUUUUAUUGUUUUGUGUGUGUGUGUGUGUGUGUGCGCGCGCGCACGCGCUUUUGGUAUUGGAAUAAAAGGUGUUCACAAA